UCGUGCCUCCACCACCGUACUCACACACUGUGACCUGCUGCUGUUGCUGCCGCUGCUGCUGCUGACAUCAGUAUAUCGCGAAAGAAAGAGGAAAAAUGUUAUUAAACCUUCGAUAUAAAUCCUAAAGUGCAUCGACACUAAUUACCAAAUACAUCGAUACCCAAAUAUUACAUUGGAACGUCCUACCAACCUGGAUUAUUGAAAAAUUCCAAAUCAGAUCCAGUCAUCAUAAAAAUGAGUUGGGCAUCGGAGAUUUAUCUACAUGCCCAAGCUCGUUUGGAUAAUAGAUGGCUUACUAUUAACCUACAGGAUGUUUUUGUUCGUGAAGGUCUAAGCCGGUUAUGGAAUGACUUGGUUUGUAAUGGAGAGUUGAUUAGCGGUGCAGCUAAAGAUGUCAUCCACGUAGCUGGCGUCUUAGCUAAAAAAGGUGAAUCUGGUUUGUAUUUCUGUGGAAGUGCUACAUCUGGUUGUACUGAAGAUACAUGUCAACCAGAUUAUGGAUGUAAUUGUGCACCUUGUCAAUAUCUUGACCAUACUGACCAGGAAGAGAAGGAAAAAGAAAUCAGAAGAACCAAAAUUGCGACUUCUAUGAUUGAUUCUUGGACUUGGGAUUCACAACCAGAUAUAAACCAAUUAAAAGACUGCUUAGAAACUCUGCUUUAUGAACACCACCAAUUCUCAGUGGGAGCAACAUCAACAACCCUGUCUAGUGUUAAAUUGUUACAGAGACUUGUAAUACUCGAAAGAUAUCUAAUUGCACUUUCCAGACAUUCACAAAAUGAAGGGAAAGCACCUCUAAGAAAGAAGCAAGCAGACCAAACAAAUCUAAAUAAACAGAAAGGAUCUGCCAAACCAACAGAAAAAGCAACACAUGGACUCGCACGUGUGGGAUCAAGAGCUGCCCUUAGUUUUGCAUUUGCAUUCUUGUAUCGAGCAUGGCGUAGUGGUGAAGAUUCUGAUCUUUGUAGUGAAUUACUACAAGAAUCUCUAGAUGCACUUAGAUCACUACCUGAAGCCACUCUUUUUGACGAGAGUUCUGUUUCUCCAGUUUGGCUUGAAGUUGUUGAAAGAGCAUCUAAAUUUUUACAUUCCGUUGUGGCAGGUGAAUUGACUGGAGGUGGUGGUAUGACUUCAACAGCUUCAUCGUCUGUGACAUCUUCUCGUUACACAAACCACGUCCCACUUCCAGAUCAACAGCGAGCUCUUGCUCUUCUACUUGAAUUAGCAGUACAGAGAGGCUCUUUGAGUCAUAUUCUUGGAGGUGUGCUUCUGUUGUUGAAUCUUUGGGAAAACAGCUGGCAUGAAAGAGACAACAGAGUUAAUAGCAAUUUGACUUCUGCUCCAUUGGUGCCACUACUAAAGCGAUUCUUUGGAAUACGGUCAAACAAAGCAAAGAACUAUGAAAUGACAAAAUGGGACGAACAAGCUGAUGUGUACUUUGUGAGUCCAACUGAAUGCUUUCUGAGAUACAUCACAGAUCUUGGAGAUGAAAAUGCCCCUGUUGACUUGCAGCAAUGUGCAGUUGUGAUUAUGUCCCACCUAGAUCGAUUGGCAGCACCUUACUUACCUCCAGCUUCCUCAAAUAAGAACAUAGAAUUUGAAGACAUUUUGGGCUGGGCACCAACAAUACCACAGAUAAACAGUCAGUUACAUUCUAAUAAUGAUGGAGAUUGCAUUAAGCAGAUACAGUCUUCAUCAAGAAUGUUUUUAGCUUUAACAAAGUCUGGCAAAGUUUAUAGUUUCAGUUAUUCAUCUGAAAUACAGACCCCAAAGGUUAUAGAAGGCUUUGGUCAGAGAGAAGUCAUAAAGAUUGCUUCCUGUCCUGAAGGAAGCCACUACAUGGCACUAACAUGUGAUGGAAAAGUGUUUUCUUGGGGUUUUGGUGAAGGCGGUCGCCUUGGACAUGGAGACAACAUAUCCUAUGAAGAACCUAACUUGAUUUCAGCAUUAGUUGGCCAUCAUGUGACUCAUAUAUCCUGUGGCAGCUCAACCAGUGCAGCAGUUACUUCACAUGGAGAACUGUACACAUGGGGAAAAGGAAACUAUGGUCACUUGGGACAUGGAAGUUGUGAUGAUAUGUCUCUGCCAACUCUUGUUUUGUCCCUCAAGAGUUAUCGCAUUGUGGAUGUUGCCUGCAGCUUUGGAGAAGGACAAGCAAUUGCUCUUUCUGAUACAGGAAUUGUUUUUACGUGGGGUGACAAAGAUUCUGACAAAAGUGGAAGAAGCAGUAAUGAAUCUCGCAUACCAAAACCAGUAGAACCUCUAACAGAAAAUAUUGUUCGAGUCUUUUGUGGCUCACAAUUUUGCCUUGCUUUGUCAAGGCUUGGUGUAGUUUACUCUUGGGGGAAAGGUAAUUUCUACAAACUUGGUCAUGGUUCAGAGGAGAAUGUUCGUUACCCUAAACCAAUUGAAGGCCUGACUGGCAACGUUGUGAUAGAUAUUGCUGUCAGUUCAGUGCGUUGUUUAGCCUUAACAGAUGAAUCCAAAGUCUAUGGUUGGGGAAGAAGUGAAUGUUUGCAGGCUGGAGAAUCUUUCAUCACUCUCACUGAACCUACGAUUAUCCAAGCUUUUGAAGGAAAGAAAAUCGUUAGCAUUGCUUGCAAUCAAACUCAAAGUUUUGCCUGUUCAGCAACACCUCAAUGGGUUGUUGGCAUGAUGCCGUUUGUGGUAGAUGUCUGUAAAUCGACUUUUGAACAAAUCGAUGAACUUUUAUCACAAGUUUGUGAGGACAUGGAUGGGCGCAAUGAUUGGCCACCACCCCAAGAGAAGGAAUGCAUUGCAGUUUCUGCAUUGAAUUUACUGAAUUUGCAGUUGCAUACUGCUAUAUGUCAGAAUGAGAAUACAGAAUGUCUUGGUUUACAACCUGGCAGCCCUGUUGUGAACAGUCUCAAACAGCGGGUAGUUGUUUUGGCUAGUACAUCUGGAAUAAUCAACAGUAUACAGAUGGCAGCACAAGAUGCACUGCAGAUAGGAUGGUCCAUUUUGUUACCUACAGCUGACGAAAGAGCACGAGCUCUUUCCAAUCUACUCUCAACCAAAAGCCGUGAUGCAACAACCCAAAAUGAAGGUCAGCGAUUCAUGACUGACCUUCUUGUAAAUAGUCUAAUGGCUGAUGGUGGAUUGGAAAUUGCCCUUCAAGCAGCAGUGAAGAAGGAAGCUCAAGAAAUUGAGAAAAAGGAAAAGAUUUCUGAAGAAGAUCUGGAGAGGGAAGUAGAAGCAAAGAAAGUUGGAGAGGCAACAAAUGCCUUAAAGACAGAACGUGCUGUUUUGGAAGCACAAGCUCAACAGUGGCAAGAUGAAGGCGCUACAGGAAUCCCCUUAUUGCAGCUUAUCCAACAGUUGCUCAAAAAUUUCACUUCUCAGACUCAUUCAAUGCUCCAACGCAUAGCAGAAGAAACUAUCUCCAAAUACGACUAUGUUGAAGUGCCUGACAACUCCACUCCAUUGAAGUUGUUACUUCAGUUCCAAAGACUUCUAGUCAGCAAAUUGUUCCCUUUUGAAGAAAAAUAUGGUAAAGCAACUUCUCCAGAAAUAGAAGCUGACAUGUUAAGUGCGGGUUCAGUUCUCCGAAAAUACAUGAACCAGCUUUGUUGCCAUGUUGCCGAUGUCUUACCUGUUGCUGCUUGUCUUGCCAGUCAUAGCAGCAAACAUUUUUCAUUUAUUUCGAAGAUAAUUUCUCAAGAUGUUACUGGUGUUCUUCUACCAGAGAUUGUCACUAGUUUGGUUCUACUCCAACUAAAGAACCCUGCUGUUUUACAAUCAUCAAAGGUGAUUGUUGUUCUUGAUGGAAUUCUUGACAUCUUGGACAAGUUCAACAGAUUGGCACCUGGUCUGGAAUGGGAUGACAAAGACGAUCUUUUGUGGCCAGGAUUUUGUCAACAUUCUCUGGAGAAAUUUUCACCAAAGACAUCCUGUGAUAUUCCUGUGAUUCGUAAGGCUGAUCUAGAGAAUCAUAACAAAGAUGGUGGUCUGUGGAUAGUUCACAACAAGAAAGUUUAUGAUUUACUUGGCUACAAAGCGCAGAUACUACCAGAGAAAGAUGUACUUGUUGAUAUCUCAGUGCGUGAUCCUGCAUCUGUAUUCUUAUCGGGUAUUCAAGCAGAUGUCACUGAUAAGUUGCAGCCUUUUCUAGUGGGAAAUUAUGUUGAUCCUGAAGAAGAUAUUAUCCAGACAGCAGAUACAAGUACAGCUUCAUCACCUCUCAUAGACACUGAAAGAACACUAGGUCUUUUGCUUGGACUUCAUGCUGGAUACCAAGCCCACAGCACUAAUCUUUCAGCUGAAGAAGAAGAAUUUUCUCAUUGGCUUCAAUCCGAAUUCUUUGCAGGAGGAUUACAAAUUUUGCAGCCACAAAAUCCAUUUGAAGAAGAGAAAGGAGAGAGCAAAACUUCAAGUUCAUGUACAACUACACCUGGCACCACUCCAUCCUCUGAAGAGAACAGUCCAUUUCAGCAAGAUAAAGAGAGGCUUUUCGAUCGUCAAGCCUCUCAGGCUGAUGCCGCCCGUCCAUUCUUGCAAGCUCUCGCUGAAGGUAAACUUCAAGACCCUUCCGUUAAGGCCAUCCUGUCUCUUAUAGAAAGAUAUUCAAAACAGCAGCACAACAAUAUACGAAUCGAAUUUCCUCCUGAUCAUCCUGUAGAAGAAGUCAGCCGUUUGUUCCUGUGUGUACUUCUGAAACAUCAUGAUCUUGGCCAUGUUGCUCUGAAUCUCAUUGAUCAUGUAAAUGAAGAUUCCUGUGCCAAGAUAGUCUUGCCACGUGCAAUGGUAGAAUUGGUGAAAAUUGUUGGGCAAGCAAGAUGGUCCUUGAUUAAAGCACAUCAAGACCAAGGACAGUCUUAUAAAGAAGUUUGCGCUCCUGUGAUAGAAAGAUGCCAUUUUCUUUUUAAUGAACUUCGACCAGCAAUUGAUAAUGAAAUUAGUGUUCUAUCUCGCUCAAAGAUUCUGAAGACUAUGCCAAGAUGGAAGAACAUAAUACAAAAAAUGAUGGAUUCAAAGAAGAAAUUAAAAAAAGUACCUGACUUCAAAGAGGAUAAAGAUAUAGAAAAAUUACAGCAACAGCUUACUGGAGUUGCUCUGAGUGAUAGCAGUCAUGACAGAACUGACGAAGAUCCUGAUGAUGAAAACGAAGUGAAGGUGUUUGGGAAAGAUCAAGCAAAAGUUGGGGAACUCACUGAAACACUGUUCACAUCAGUAGAGAGUGAAAUAGAGAGAGUUUGUCGACAAACUGUUAUGCAUAGAUAUGAUGUCCACAGGCAAAACAAUGACUUUGAUGGUGGGAAGCUAAAACAAACAUCGGAGAAAAAGGUGUGUAUUUUUGUCUCAUUUUCUUUUUCUGCUUUAUGUGCGUCCACUCCUGCGCCUUGUGUGUGUGUGUGUGUGUGUGUGUGUGUAAAUCCUAUGAACAACUUGGAUUACCACAAUAAACUUUCUACAGCAGAAACGAGACAUUGGGUGGUUGCUCCUCCUGGAUAUGAUACUGGUUCACCACAAGGUUACUCCAGUUUCUGCUGUAAACAGUCAGAUGCUUUUCCUGUCACUAACCCUCACCUGUUUCCAAGCAAGCCUGAUAAUUGGAGUCAUGUUGUCAAUGCUGUUUUAAGUAAUGAUAAAUUUCGAUGGUUGAAACAGAGGCUUACUGGUUCAAAACCAGAGUAUGCACUGAUGAAUAAAAUAUUUGAAUUCAUUAUGUGGGAACAUCCAAUUGACAUUGAGAAACUCCGCUGCUCCCUGCAUCAUCAAGUUGAAAGAGCUAAACUGAGAUUAAAAGGUAUCCAAAACAUGCUUAUCUUAACACAUAAAGAGCAUCUGAUACCUUCAAUAAAGUAUUCUAUAUUAUGUGGUUGGCUUGGCCUUCUUUCACUCAGAAACAAAGUCUGCGAACCCGUUCCACACUGCCUGGCUAAUAUUAAUCUAAUACCUCCUUGUGAUAAAAUUCUUCUUGAAAUGACAUUCUCUGACCUAUACAAAUGGGCUGUAAAAGAACUCCGCAACAUUCUUCUGCAAGUGGAAGCCACUUUAAAAGCAAGAAAUCUUAAUUCUUCUCGAAGUAUUCAAGAUAAUUCCAAAGAGUGCUUGAGUAUUGGCUGUCUUCCUCAGUCCCGUUUCUUGUUAGCAUGUAUCGGUAUACUAAUGUCGCAACACCAGCCUAACAGCCUUAGUAUGCUUCUCAACUCUGGCUUGUUGGGACUUAGCCAGUCUAUCCUCAGAUUAACGGGUCGUGACCCUAAUGGACCUAUUCCUGAUAAUAGCAGUGUGAUGUGUGCUGUUUUGGAAGAACAUAAGGCUAAGAAACAAACACCACCUGUCCCUAUUUCUGGUCCAGAACUUGCUGCAAUGAUGAAAACUGGAACAAGGGUCGUGCGAGGAGCAGAUUGGAAGUGGGGGGAGCAGGAUGGACCCCAUCCUAGCGUAGGUCGAGUAAUCUGUGAAUUGGGAGAAGAUGGCUGGAUACGUGUCCAGUGGGAUACAGGCAGCACAAAUAGCUAUAGGAUGGGCAAAGAAGGCAUGUAUGACCUCAAAUUAGCACAACCACCUCAGAUGCCCGACAAUGACGAAGAUGAUGAAGAGGAGGUUGAUACAGGUGAACCUUCUCAACAGAAAAGCAGACAUCCAACAGCCUUCAUUCGGCAAGGAACAAUCUCUUUACUGCGAGUGCUCUGUCUUUGUGCCAGCAUAAAUGCUGAAAACAUGCAGAAAGAAUCGAUAAGCAAUCUUUGUGGAUUGAUCUGCACAAUUGUUCAUCAGACAGUGCAUAAUACACCUGGUAAUAAUGCAACAUUAAAGCGUGUUUGUGAAGAACAACAUUUUAGUUGGUGUACUCUUGGAUUCAUCAGAAGUAUUGCAUCAAGCCCAACAAUCUGUCAAGCUCUCAGUACUCCAAGAUGGAUUGUUUUAUUGUUCAAAUUGCUUUCUUCAGACCAAAGUUCUGAUGUGCCAAAAAACGUCGUACGACAGAUUCUAGCUCUUAGAUUGUUGAAGGGAGUUCUACCUUCAUGGGACAGCUCACUCGAAGCAAGCAGGAUGAAAGACAUUGUAGAAAAAAUGUUCUCUCUUCUCGGAAAUGUUCUUUUGUCUUGCUCAUCUGAUCCAACUUUACUUCCUCCAAGUGAUACUCUUAGGAAAGGCCAUCGCGGGCGACCACCUGUGACGAUCACUGCUUCAUAUUCCAGUACUGUAGCUGAUGAAAUUGUGUCAACAAUUAGGAAACUUCAUCUGUUAGAUGGCUGGAAUGCACACAUCAACUCUUAUAUUAUCUCCAAGUUAGGAAUGAUUGAAGAUAUGGUCUGUGAUAAGAGUAAAUCCUCCAUGGAUGAUCUCAACAUUGAUCUUCAAGAAACACAUGCAGCAAUAAUGGCUGUUCUUGCAGUUAUUGGUGGAAUUGGUUUGCUGCCACGCCUAGGAGGUCUUGUUAUGCAUUAUGAAUUAAGACUUGGAACAAUUGCUAAUAUCCGUCCUUCUGGCAAAAUUCAAGUCCAGUUUCCAGAAGUGGGACUCAAGAUGUGUCGAAUGACCGAUCUCGUUCCUGUUCCUCACCUAGAAUUUUCUGUGGAUAAGUUACUGACAGAGAAUGUCAUCAAUACUUGGGUCAAAUUGGUUAGUUUAGCUGGGACAGGAUUUAAAGUUGAAAAAGAGAGAGAGAGGACAUCACUAUUCAGUAGUGUCAAUAGUGUAGAAUCAACUGGAACCAAUACAGACAAGAAGAACUUUGGAUGUGGUUUAAAUACAAAACUUCUACACAAACAACAAAUUCGACUGGGUUUGCUAAAAGCAGCAAGAGUACUAUUUAGUCGACAGGAUAACUUACACAAAGUUUUAUCUCAGCCAGCUGUUCUUGACUUGGGUUUUGCAUCUUCACUGGAAACAGGUGUUGGAUUCAGUAGCAGUACUGAAGAAGACCUGAACACUUUGCAGCAGGAACCAGCCACAAACAUAUCUUUAUUACAACAUCUGAUGGUUGCCGCAACACAACCAUCUCCACUUAAAGCAAUAUUUUCUAGAGAAGAAAUGGAGGCUGCAGCAAUGGCUGUUUGUCAGUACUUAACAGCUGUAUCCGGACAGCCACAAGAUGUCUUUGACUCCAGUUCUGACAGCGAAGAUAUUGUGCCUUACCUAGUCAAUUCUGCAUCAGUGUCUCAGGUAUCUCCAAACCGUACCCCUAAGUCCAAAAGAGUACGACAAAGUUCACUGCAGCAGCCUUUGCCUCCUGUGGUGUUCCAGUUGCAAGAAAUGGGUUUCCCCCGAAAGAAUGUAGAACAUGCCAUUAAAGCUCUUGAGGAAGUGGGUUCUAAAUAUGACAAUGAUGGAGGUGGUUCCUUACUUGCUGGGUGUGACACCCCAAGUGCAGAGUCAUUGGUUGGAUGGUUGCUGGAGCACAAAGACCUUAAAAUACAAAGCGAUUCUGAUUCUGACAUGUCAGUUUGUUCUAUAGAUAUAGAUUCUGAUGAGACUGGAUCUAUGUCUGACAUUUUUGAUGAUUUAGAUGAUGAUGACAUAGAAUUAGAAGAGCAAGAAAUAACAACAACAACUUACAAAAAACCCUCAGAUUUUGCCAACAUUGAUGAAUAUGCCAUGUACGUUCAAAUAAAUAUUGUUCCUGGAAUGACAGUGCGAUGUUGUUGUACAUAUGAAGAAGUGAUGGAAGGAGAUAUUGGCAAAGUUAUUAAGCUUGACCAUGAUGGACUUCACCACCUGAAUGUCCAAGCAUACUGGCAGAGAAAAGGAGGUACUUACUGGAUGCGAUACAUACAUAUUGAAUUAUUAGGCUUUACUGAUGUUCCUUCUUCUUGUCAAACAAUAAAGGUUGGUGACAGAGUUCGUGUAAAGCCUUCUGUUUCCUUACCCAUGUACAAAUGGGGUUCUGUGACCCACAGAAGUGUGGGUGUUGUCACAGCUAUUCAUGCAAAUGGUCGUGAUAUUAGCAUUGACUAUCCUCAGCAGGCUCAUUGGACUGGCGUUAUUGAGGAAAUGGAAUUGGUACCUAGUACACAUCCUGGUAUUUUGUGUAAUGGUUGUCAGAUGAACCCUAUCACUGGAUCACGAUUUGAAUGCAGAGUUUGUAAAAAGUUUGAUUUUUGUGAAAACUGCUUCAAGACAAAACGAAACCAUAAGCAUCCAUUCAACGGAAUCCCAGAACCAGGUUGUGAACCAAUUGAUGUUGGAAAACCUGGAAAGCAGAAACAAGUGAAUUCUGUUGGGAAUGGUUCACUUAUUGACAACUGGCACAUGUGUGUGAAAAACCUGACUGUUUCUUCAAGAGAAAACCAGGCAUCACGAUUGAUUGAUGAAGGAAAUGGUUAUUGGCAAAGUGCUGGAUCACAAGGAAAACACUGGAUUUGCCUGGAAAUGUAUCAAGAUAUCCUUGUAAGUCGUCUACAGAUGAAGGUUGAACCAACAGAUUCCAGUUAUAUGCCAUCACUUGUGGUUGUCAGUGGCGGUGAUUCCGUACACACCUUGAAAGAACUUAGAACCAUUAAUAUCAGUGUGUCUUUCACUUGGGUUACACUGCUUGAAGAUAUGACGGUGUAUUAUAGAUUCAUAGAAAUUGCUAUCAAGCAGUGCCGAAGUAGUGGAAUUGAUUGCAAAGUUCAUGGCCUAACGAUUGUGGGACGAAGGAAAGUUGAUGAGGAUGACAGUGCUGCUAACUUUGCUUUCUUAGCGUCGGAUGAUGAAGACGAACAAAGUAGCUCUCUGCAAGGAUGUCGGAAAAAGGCAAGGUCAUCAAGUUUCAGUGAGAUUCAAACACAUGUAUGUGUUUGGGGUUUGAAUGACAAAGACCAGCUAGGAGGCCCAAAAGGGUCAAAGAUCAAAUUGCCGUAUUUGAAUGAAACUUUGUCAGCUUUAAAAUGUGUCCAGAUUGCUGGUGGAUCAAAAAGUUUAUUUUGUGUUACCCAAGAAGGAAAGGUCUAUGUGUGUGGUGAAGCUACCAAUGGGCGGCUUGGAUUAGGAGUCACAUGUGGCAGUGUUCCUACCCCAACUCUUGUAGGGGCACUCAGCCAAUAUGUCAUAAAAAAGGUUGCUGUUCAUUCAGGUGGGCGACAUGCAUUAGCUCUAACUGUUGAUGGUAAAGUAUUUUCUUGGGGUGAAGGAGAUGAUGGAAAACUUGGACAUGGAAAUAGAUCCCGCUGUAAUAGACUUCGACUUGUGCUGGCUUUGAAGUCCAAACGUGUACGAGAUAUUGCUUGCGGCAGUUCCCACAGUGCCGCAAUUAUUUCCAAUGGAGAUCUUUACACCUGGGGUCUUGGAGAGUAUGGUAGACUGGGGCAUGGAGAUACAACCACUCAACUCAAACCAAAGCAGGUUAUGGCUCUUGUUGGCCAAAGGGUUAAGCAAGUUGCCUGUGGAAGUCGUGAUGCCCAGACACUUGCCUUGACUGACGAAGGACUUGUUUAUUCUUGGGGUGAUGGAGAUUUCGGUAAAUUAGGUCGUGGAGGGAGUGAAGGCUGCAGUGUUCCACAUGUCAUUGAUCGCCUAACAAAUCUCAAUGUCUGUCAAAUUGAAUGUGGAGCUCAAUUUUCUCUGGCUCUCACAAAAUCUGGUGGAGUUUGGACAUGGGGUAAGGGAGACUACUUCCGAUUGGGUCAUGGAACAGAUACUCACAUUAGAAAGCCUAAAUGCGUUGAAGGCCUGAAAGGGAAAAAAAUUGUACAUGUUGCUGUUGGGGCCUUACACUGUUUAGCUGUCACCGAUACGGGACAGGUUUAUGCAUGGGGAGAUAAUGACCAUGGACAGCAAGGAAAUGGAACCACCACUGUCAAUAGAAAACCAGCUCUCGUUCACGGACUGGAAAGUUUCAAAAUAACUAAAGUUGCAUGUGGUUCUUCUCAUAGCAUUGCAUGGGCAACCACAGAUCUUGCUGCACCAACAACUCAUGAACCUGUACUUUUUUCUGCUUCCCGAGAUCCUCUUGGUUCUACACUCUUAGGUUUAAAUGAAGGAGUCAAUGAUGAGAUAACAUCCUCAGUUAUUCCUGCAACUACUACCAAACCGAAACGACCAUCUUUGUCAAAGAUCAUUCUUUCUUUGGAAUCUGAUGCCAGUAAACAACAAGCUUUGAACCAUAUACUCACUGCUCUACAGAUCAAAUACGCCAGAGAUGCAAUAGUUGGAUCAUUAAUGAAAGAAGUUCAAGCCGUGAAUCCCAGCAGUUGCCUGGAAAAUCAACGUUCAGCUCAGUUUCACCAGUCCUCACCUGUCAUGUUAGCAUCAAUUGGUACUACAGAAGAACUGGCACCAACUGUUCACUCUACUCCUACAAUGGCAGCAUUAUCUGAACGAGAUUCCACAGCAAUGGUAGAUUCCUCUCAUUCAGACACAUUUUGUCCUGGAGAAAUAUCAUCUUUUCCAAGUAUGCACAGUUUGGCUGCAAAAGUUUCCCCUGCAACUAGCAUAAUUGCUGAGACAUUUACCUCACCUGAUCAAGUAACGAGUACUUUGGAAAUCGUAAAGCCAGCUUAUCCCGAAGGCCUCGAUGAGUUCACCAGCAAACUGACUGCUGACGAUGCAAGAGUUCUUGUUGAUCUUCUUAAACUUGCUGUUGCAAAUCGAGCCGGUGAGAAAGGGAAGGAUACACUAGCUGGCAUCUUGAAAGCCGUUGACAAGGCGUAUCCUCAGGUUGCAGAGAUGUUGCUGGAACUGUGUGUCACAGAACUGGAAGAUGUGGCUGCUGAUACUGAAUCUGGACGUACUUUACCACAACCUGUUGUACAAGAGAGUCCACAUCAUUAUUCAGAUGACCUAUCACUAUCAGGCCAUGUGAAAAUACCUGGCGCUGAAUGUUUACGAGUUGAGUUUGACCGCUUGUGUUCAACAGAACGACGACAUGAUCCAUUGACCAUUAUGGAUGGUUCUGGAAGAACUGUUUCUGUACGAUCAGGCAGGGAAUGGUCUGAUUGGUCAACAGAACUGAGAAUUCCUGGAGACGAACUACGGUGGAAGUUUACUAGUGAUGGUUCUGUUAACGGUUGGGGUUGGAGAUUUACUGUUUACCCAAUCAUGCCAACUGCAGCACCUAUGGAUAUGUUAACUGACAGAACUGUUCUUUCCCGGCCUUCUAUAGAUUUGGUUAUUUGUCUUCUUGAUUUGGAACUGGAUGCUAGUUCUGACUGCAGCAUUGUACCUAGACUAGCUGCUGCUCUGGCAGCAUGUGCUCAACUGAGCUCUUUAGGUGCACAGCAGAGAAUGUGGGCUCUGCAAAAGCUUCGAAAGAUCAUGGCAGUCAAUUAUGGGGUUAAUUUGAAUGUGAACACUCUAAUUUCCAGUCCUACAACUGAUUCACCUGAUCAAGAAACCUCUAGAACCCCAACAAUGUCCCUCAGUGGAACAGCUCUCGCUUCACUUGUAAAAGGGUUACCUGAAGCUUUACAACGGCAGUAUGAAUAUGAAGAUCCUAUAGUACGCAGUGGUAAACAUCUUAUGCAUAGUCCAUUCUUCAAGGUUUUGGUGGCUUUGGCUUGUGAUCUUGGUCUGGAUUCUCUUCAGUGUUGUGUUGAAGCACACAAAUGGGCAUGGUUUCGCCGCUAUUGUGCGGCAGCAAGAGUUUCGACUGCAAUCGUGAACAGAAGUGUUUUGCCGCCCUCAUUUACUGAGGAUGUAAUGAAGAAAAUUGAAGACAUCUCUGCUGAAGGAGAAGUUGUGACCAGAGACCAUGAAAAUCACGAGAUUUUUAAACAAGAACAUGAUGAACAGCUACUGCUUUGGUUGAAUAGACGACCAGAUGAUUGGACACUGUCAUGGGGUGGUAGUGGACAAAUUUUGGGGUGGGGCCAUAAUCACCGAGGCCAGCUAGGAGGUGUGGAUGGUCCCAAGGUGAAGUUACCUGUCAGUUGUGAAACACUUGCAACUUUGCGACCGGUACAGCUCAUUGGAGGAGAACAAACAUUAUUUGCUGUUACUGCUAAUGGAAAGGUUUAUGGUACUGGAUAUGGUGCCGGCGGUCGCCUGGGUACUGGUGGUACAGAGUCGGUCGCUACACCAACUCUUCUAGAGUACAUUCAACAUGCAUUUAUCAAGAAACUUGCUGUGAAUUCUGGUGGGAAACAUUGCUUGGCAUUAUCUGCUGAAGGAGAAGUAUUUACAUGGGGAGAAGGAGAAGAUGGAAAAUUGGGUCAUGGAAUCAAAAUUCCUUGUGAUCGUCCAAGAAUGGUAGAGGCUCUCCGUGGAAAAGAAGUUAUUGAUAUAGCAGCAGGAGGGGCCCACAGUGCUUGCAUCACAGCUAGCGGAGAACUGUAUACCUGGGGCAAAGGCAGAUAUGGCAGAUUAGGGCAUGGCGAUAGUGAUGAUCAAACCAAACCAAAGCUGGUUGAAGUAUUAAAAGAUUAUCGUGUGAUAGAUGUUGCAUGUGGCAGUGGUGAUGCACAAACAUUGUGUAUUACUGAUGAUGAUAGUGUUUGGUCUUGGGGAGACGGAGACUAUGGUAAACUUGGUCGAGGAGGGAGUGAUGGCUGCAAGGUACCUAUAAAAAUUGAAUCUUUACAGAGCCUCGGGGUCAUAAAAGUUGAAUGUGGCUCCCAAUUUUCUGUUGCAUUAACACAAUCUGGUGCUGUAUACACAUGGGGUAAAGGUGAUUAUCACAGACUUGGACAUGGAACUGAUGAUCAUGUACGGAAACCUAGACGUGUAUCAGCUUUACAAGGCAAGAAAGUGAUUGAUAUUGCUUGCGGAUCACUACAUUGUGUUGCCUGCACCGAUACUGGUGAGGUCUAUACAUGGGGUGAUAAUGAUGAAGGUCAGUUAGGAGAUGGCACCACAAAUGCUAUCCAAAGACCCAGGCUUGUUACAGCACUUCAGGGUACAAAAAUAAACAGAGUUGCAUGUGGGUCUGCACACAGUUUAGCUUGGUCUACCAACAAACCAAUCAGUGCUGGGAAAUUGCCUUCAGUCAUACCAUUAGAAUAUAAUCACCUCCAGUCCAUUGAAAUUCCUGUUCUUCGAAACAGACUUGUAUUGCUUCAUCACUUCUCAGAUCUAUUUUGUCCGUCGAUACCAAUGUUUGAUCUCCAGGAAGGUGGAUCCGAAUGCAGUAGAGGAGAGGUUCUAACUAAUCUAAACGCUCUUCGUGGAGUUUUAGUUUCUGCUUCAAAGGAAGCUUCUUUCCGGAAAGUUGUGCAAGCGACAGCAGUCAGAGAUCGACAACAUGGACCAGUUGUAGAACUAAACAGAAUUCAAGUAAAAAGAUCUCGAAGUCGUGGUGGGCUUGCUGGGCCUGAUGGUACUAAAUCAGUAUUUGGACAGAUGGCAGCAAAGAUGAGUGUUUUUGGUCCUGAUAGCUUAAUGCUACCACACCGAGUAUGGAAAGUUAAAUUUGUUGGUGAAAGUGUCGACGAUUGUGGAGGAGGAUAUAGUGAGUCAAUUGCUGAAAUGUGUGAUGAACUUCAAAAUGGCUCACUCUCAUUACUCAUUGUAACACCAAAUGGUCGAGAUGAGUCUGGAGCAAAUCGUGACUGCUUUUUAUUAAAUCCAAUGUUGAAAUCGCCACUUCAUCAAAACAUGUUUAGAUAUUUAGGAAUGCUGAUGGGUAUUGCAAUUCGAACGGGAAGUCCACUUAGCCUUAAUAUAGCAGAACCUGUUUGGAAACAACUUGCAGGGAUGCCUCUGACAAUAAGUGAUUUGACUGAGGUUGAUAAAGAUUUUGUUCCUGGAUUAAUGUGUAUCAAGGAAAUGCUCAAUGCAGAUCUAAGAAAUGCUGACAUGCCAUUUAGCGUCCCCAGUGCUUCUGGUCAAGAAAUGCAAUUAUCGAUGAAAUAUCGUAUCACUCCCGAAAACAGAUCAGAGUACAUUAAAUCAGCGAUGAACUACCGGUUGCAUGAGUUUGAUGACCAAAUAAGAUGGGUGCGAGAAGGCAUGGCCAAAGUUAUACCAGUACCGUUACUGUCGCUUUUCACUGGAUUUGAGCUAGAAACUAUGGUGUGUGGCAGUCCUGAUAUACCGUUGACUCUGCUGAAAUCAGUGGCCACAUAUAAAGGUAUAGAUGCUACUGCACCUCUAAUACAGUGGUUCUGGGCAGUAAUGGAAGAAUUUACUAACACUGAGAGGUCCUUGUUUUUGCGAUUUGUUUGGGGCCGAACGCGAUUACCACGAACUAUUGCUGAUUUCAGAGGAAGAGACUUUGUUUUACAGGUCUUAGACAAGUAUAACCCACCUGACCAUUUUCUCCCAGAAAGCUACACCUGUUUUUUCCUCUUAAAAAUGCCAAGAUAUUCGUCUCAAGAUAUAUUAAAGGAAAAAUUAAAAUAUGCCAUCCAUUUCUGCAAAUCUAUCGACACUGACGAUUACGCCAGAGUUGCCCUCACUGGAGAUCUCAUGGAUGAUGACAGCCAUGAUGCUAGUGAAGAAAGUGAUGACUUGGAUAGUAUUGAAUCAGGAGAAUUUGUGGAUUCUGACUGAAGGUUCUUCCCCCACCCACAACAACCACCACCACCACCACCACGACUAUCAUCUUCUGUUCCUGUCUUGUUAAAUUAAUGUCUUAAAGAGGCACAAGGCCGGAGAAAUUUUGGCAGGAGGAAACAGUCAAUUUUAUUGACUUUAACAAGAUGUUUAACUGACUAGAUGUUGCCAAACAUUUUGUCACUGCUCUUAAUGUCCUGUUAAUCCACUGCCUUUGUCUAUUAAUUUACCACCUUUGUCUUGUUCAAAUAAUAAAUAGUUGUUUGACAUGAUUUUUUUUUUUUCUUUCUCUAUGAAAAUUGGAGGUUUUGAAUGUUUGGGUGAGGUUUAAACCUUGUUCUUCCUCUACCAUCACCCUCCUCCCUUAUUUACACCUGCUCUUGAAACAUUUACCUGACCAACUCUAUGACAAAACAAAACACAGUAAGAGGCAACAGGCCCAUGCAUGUCUUCAUUAUUAAACCUAGCUAACAACUAAUGUACAGGUCUUUAGUUGAAGUCACAAGGUUGGAAUGCAUGGCUGUGUAGUCAAUAUUUCCUGAUAUAAAUAAUAAGGAAUAGAACAUUGAAAAUGUGAACAAAACAUUCCCCUACCUCCCUUGCCCUUUGAUGGACAUUCUGUCUGCCCUUUCAUGAUUUACAAAAAAACUUAUUUAUUUUUCAGUUAUUUAAAUAAAACAUUUCAUUAUUCCCUUCCUUCCCCUUCCCAGUUCAGUUAAAAGACUUCAAUGCUUCAUGGCAGCAUGGUUAAGAUGACUAAAUAUCUUUAUAUAUCAUUCUAUUUGUUUUCAGUUAAUAAAGUUGAAUGUUAUAAAAAAAUGAUAGAUUUAAUGUGAAUAAAAAUAGACUUUAAUGUGAAAA
Octopus sinensis (East Asian common octopus) is the source of this 16245-nucleotide messenger RNA. RefSeq names its product E3 ubiquitin-protein ligase HERC2-like. Gene Ontology annotation, molecular function: ubiquitin protein ligase activity; zinc ion binding. NCBI's taxonomy places the organism in Eukaryota, Metazoa, Mollusca, Cephalopoda, Octopoda, Octopodidae. Gene Ontology annotation, biological process: protein ubiquitination. The record is from RefSeq and is a predicted model, not a curated record. Gene Ontology annotation, cellular component: cytoplasm; membrane.